Messenger RNA from Puccinia triticina, 2163 nucleotides. RefSeq lists its product as uncharacterized. Lineage: Eukaryota; Fungi; Basidiomycota; Pucciniomycetes; Pucciniales; Pucciniaceae. The record is from RefSeq and is a predicted model, not a curated record. The transcript has 11 exons. Bases 1 to 2163 code for a protein of 720 amino acids.
AUGGCUCGGUUGCUCACCCUCCCUGGAAAACUACGCUCCAGACGAUCGAUCAAGCGAAUCUUCAUCGUCUCAUCCUGGUUGUUUGUCUUGCAUGAACUGUACAGCUUCCUCACUCACCAUCGAUCAACCCUUCCCUUCAUCAAUCCCUCGCAGCAGUCCCUCGAAUCAGAUUACAUCCUUCCGCCUCAUCCCAUCCAGUCUCGACUCGAAUCCGCCCGCCAACGAUGGAAGGAUAAACUCAAAUCUCAAUCAGUCGACUACGGCCAAUUCAAAGCAAAGUACCGUAAAAAAUACAACCUCGAACCUCCGGAAGGCAUGCGGGAGUGGUUCAAAAUCGUCAGCGCAGAUGGUGUCUUGUUGGUCGACGAAUUUGAUGGCUUGAUGGACAGCUUGAAACCUUUCAGGGUCAUGAGUCCUGAGGAACUUCAUCGAAGAACCUUGGAAGUGGCAGCCAUGCCCACGUUCUCCUUGUUAAAUAUAACCGAUGCACACGCACAAUUUUAUGGCCAAAACUAUCGAGAUGACUUCAAGCACUACAGCCGUGAAAACUAUGGGCCAGGUAUCGAACGGGUAGAGGGUCUGGCUUCCAUGAUGCAGCGCCACAUCCAUCGCGUUCCCAAUGAUCUUAUCUUUGCCGUCUCAGAAUUAGCAGAGCCGCGGGUGAUUGUCCCAUGGCAAGACCAUCCACAUACGAUCGAAUCCUUUGAACUUGAGACUCUGUCAAUGCACAAGAAAGAUUAUAGUCAACAGCUCAAGCCCAUCGAAAUGAAGAAACUGCUACCCUCCCCUGCGUUUGGCGACUCCGGUAAUACUUGGGAGCUCUAUGCAAAAUCUUGUCCGCCUGAGAGUUCGGCUCGCAAAAAGCUCUUGAGUCUCACUCUCGAAAACGCACCAGCCCAGCACAAGGAUCACUUCGUAGAUCAUCACAAUGACCCCAUUCAUGUCAAACGGGGCAAGUUGAAGACGGGCCUCAAGAAAAGACGGUCUCCCAGCAAUCUUACUCAGUCCUCCCCCGACAUCCUUGACACCGGUGCGAGUGAUGGCCCGCCCAAAGGAUAUCCCACAGCAACUCUACUCCAGGAAUCUGAUGAAUUCAAAUUUGUUGAAGUCGGCAAGGCUGGUCUGUCCCACGAGGAACUUUGUUCAAACUCUGAACUACAUGAAAACCAAGGUGCUUUUUUUAGUGACUGGAGAAGUUUACCUGCCCUCUAUCCGGUUUUCAGUCCUUCCAAGAUUGAUGGAUACUCAGACAUCUUAAUUCCGUCAAAUUUUUACUAUGGUGAUGACGCAAGGUAUACGUUCCAGAGAAAUGAAACAAUCCCUUGGGAAGAGAAAAAGAAUGUUUUGUUCUGGCGUGGCGAAACGACUGGUGGCGGUAAUUCCCCUCCGGGACAUCAGUUACAGUAUCAACGGCAUAGAUUUGUAAGACUUGCAGGAAGGGUGUCGGACGUCUUAAAAAGUUUGCUAGUACUUGAUCCUCGAAGUGGUAUGAUUCGACACAUCAAGCGUACCCUCACCGAGCUAAAUCAAGCGUGGCUUGACAUUGGAUUCACAGGUUACACUGGGUGUGGGGAUCCCAAAAUUUGUACUCUCACGGAGAAACUAUGUCCACUCAAGAAGACCGUUCCAUUGAAAGACAUGGCCAAGUAUAAAGCUAUCUUAGAUUUAGACGGCAUGGCCUUUUCUGGUCGUUUUGUGGCAUUAAUGAAUAUGGGAAGUGGGGUUUUCAAAUCUUCAAUCUACAAGGAUGCAUUGACAGAGUGGAUAGAGCCAUGGGUCCAUUAUAUUCCCAUAGGGGGAGAAUAUUCAGAAUUAUAUAAUCUGUUGGCGUACUUCCUGCCACUUGAAGAAGAGGUGGAUCAAACAAAACCGAAGAAUUGGAUCAGGAGGCUGUGGGAUUCGACUCAAAGCACGAAAACAGAAGGAGAUCAGCAGCUAAGACAAAUUGCUGAGGAUGGUUUGAAGUGGAGUGAAAAUGUCGGGAAUAAGCAGGACAUUGAAGCUUAUGUUUACAGGCUAUCCUUAGAAUGGGGUAGGAUGAUGGGUAAGAUUGGGGAUGAAGAAGUUGAUCCAGAUGAAGAAGUGGAGAGCGACCCUAGUACGAUCUUUGAUUCGCUUGGUCCCUCACAGCGCUACACAGCCCCUGUCAACAAAGAUGACUAA